Micropterus dolomieu (smallmouth bass) is the source of this 1191-nucleotide messenger RNA. It is a transcript of the gene tmem11, whose product is annotated as transmembrane protein 11. The record is from RefSeq and is a predicted model, not a curated record. Lineage: Eukaryota; Metazoa; Chordata; Actinopteri; Centrarchiformes; Centrarchidae. Gene Ontology annotation, cellular component: mitochondrial inner membrane. Gene Ontology annotation, biological process: inner mitochondrial membrane organization. The transcript is spliced from 2 exons. Bases 98 to 661 code for a protein of 187 amino acids.
CGGGUCCAAAACACGCGUCGUUUGCGUUGACAGACUACAUUACCCAGAAGGCUGGGUGCCGUCAUACGUCAACUGCAAUCACGGUUGUAUCUCCAACAUGGCGUCGCUGGGAAGGAGGCGCGGUGUCCCAGUAAGCAGGGAGAGGGGAGUGAUGGCUGCGACGGAUUGCUACAUUGUGCAUGAGAUCUACAACGGGGAGAAUGCGCAGGACCAGUUUGAGUAUGAGCUGGAGCAGGCACUGGAGGCCCAGUAUAAAUACAUUGUUAUUGAGCCCACACGCAUCGGAGAUGAGACGGCCCGAUGGAUUACCGUGGGCAACUGCCUGCACAAGACGGCCGUGUUGUCAGGCGCCGCUUGCCUCCUGACACCACUUUCACUGCCCCCUGAAUACUCGCGCUAUGUGGCGUUGCCCGCUGGCGCCCUGAGUGUGGCCUGCGCUGCCCUCUAUGGGAUUUCAUGGCAGUUUGAUCCCUGCUGCAAGUACCAGGUUGAAUAUGACAGCCAAAAACUCUCACGGCUGCCCCUGCAUACACUCACCUCUUCGACACCCGUGGUAUUGGUACGCAGGGAUGACAUCCACAGAAAGAGACUCCAUAAUACGAUAGCACUGGCUGCCCUGGCGUACUGCGUCAAGAAGAUCUACGAACUCUAUGCGGUAUGAGUGCACUCUGAAGAGGGUUUAAGAACCAACAGAAAAAAGGAAAAAACAAACAAAAAAACAGAACCUAUCCACCCCCAGAUGUAAGAAAAGUGGAAGCCGCGAUCAAGCCCAGCAGUUAGCUCCACACAUGUGGUGGGUGCUUCCGUUUUGAACUUUGAUCAGAGGAAUAUAGUUAAAACUAGAAGGAAUUGUUUUACCUUUCCUUUAAUUCUAUGUGACAACAACACCACACUUAUCUCCGUAGUACCCUCGCGCCUCCUCCCCUGUGCCCUCCACCUGCAUCCUUGACACACAACAGGCCAGUGAACAAGGGUAUGGCAGCAGUUCCUCUGGACUGAAUUGAAAUGCAGUGGAAACGGACAGAUAUGUUUUGAGUACCAAGUUCUUUCCCUCGUAGUUUUACUGUACCCCAUUCUUGCUGAUGAGCACAUCACUCUUUCAUUAAACAUUAGGAUAUUUCAAACUCACUUUUCUGUAUUUUAUUUUACGUUUUUGUCAUUAAAUGGAUUCUACGUGAUGUCCAGAAAAGA